AUGAUUUGUGGGAUCUGUAAAGAACAAGAAUCAAAAUAUAAAUGUCCGAAAUGUUCUGUUACAUAUUGUUCAAUUAAAUGUUAUAAAUCACCGGAGCAUUCUCAUGAUAAUAUCACAGAAAGUACUGCUACUGGUACUACUACCAGAACAAUAAAAACAACUACAGAGAUCGCUGUUCCAGAGAUACAACCUGAUGAUAGAUAUGGUAAAUUAUUAAAAGAUGAACAAAUUGUGUAUUUCUUAAAGCAACCAAGUUUACAGAUUCAUCUAUUAACAAUCAUAAAAAUCUUAAAUGAUCCUACAUUCACUCAAAAAAACUUAACUAUUGAACAAAAACUAGAUAUUGCAAAUUUAAAAAUCAACGAUUUAAGAAUUGGGGGAGUUGAAGAGAACGAAUUAGUUGAAGAAUUCAUUCAACGUGUAUUAUAUCUUAUCAAAGACGAAUAA
Molecule: messenger RNA, 447 nt
Organism: Candida tropicalis MYA-3404
Lineage: Eukaryota; Fungi; Ascomycota; Pichiomycetes; Serinales; Debaryomycetaceae
Gene: HIT1
Product: Hit1p
Exons: 1
Coding region: 1-447 (148 amino acids)
Source: RefSeq, a predicted model, not a curated record